CAGCUACCUCUGUGAGUGCAAAGUGAAAAUAUUGAACAUGUGUACGAGCGGUUGUCAAAGUGGAAUUUAACCUAGAAAAAUCGGCAAACAAGUGAUAACAAGUGAUAAAUGAAUGUUGGUGUGGGUUAGCAGUGGAAUUGCUAAAAGAUUUUUCAGAAGAAUGUCGUCGUUCGUGCAGAAUUUGAACCCGAUCACCGGUGAAAACGACUGGAUCGUGCAGAACGACCACUAUGAUUACCAUCAGGAGAUAGCCAGAGCCGCUUUCGCUGAUAUGUUGCAUGACACAGAGAGGAAUGAGAUGUACGAGAUGGGCCUGAAGGUUGCCAUCGAGCACAUGCAUAAGCAGGGCAAGAAGGCCAAUGUGUUGGACAUUGGUACGGGCACAGGACUGCUGUCGAUGAUGGCUGUGAGACACGGGGCUGACAGUAUAGUAGCCUGCGAAGCUUUCAAACCGAUGAGUGCGUGCGCGAAAGAGAUCAUAAAGCUGAAUGGCUUUGAGAGCCGCAUCAAAGUGAUUGACAAGAAGUCAACUGAGCUGACGGUAGGACAAGAUUGUGAUAUGGAUUGCAGAGCUAAUAUAUUGGUUACAGAAGUCUUUGAUACUGAACUGAUCGGUGAAGGCGCAUUGAGCACCUUCAAGCAUGCUCACGAUGAGCUGCUGGAGAAAGAUUGCAUAGUUGUCCCUCACAGUGGGACUGUGUACGCACAAGUGAUUGAGAGCCCUUUGGUCAGGAACUGGAACAUCCUGAAGGACGUUUUCGAUGACGAUGGGAAACUUCUGGUGAAGGUCCCGGAUUCGAUGAAGAGAUGCAAGGGAACGAUCAGCUUGCACGAUCUACAGUUGAGCGAGGUGAAGCUGCACGAGUUCGCGCAGCUGGUCGAACCGGUGAAGGUGCUGCGCUUCGAUUUCUCCGGUAAAACGCCGUUCGUAUUCGACAGAUCGACGAUCAACACGGCGAAGGCGCGGAAAGAUGGUAAAGCUCAGGCGGUGUUCAUGUGGUGGGAUCUGAACAUGGACAUCGAUAACAAGAUAACAUUGUCGUGCGCUCCCUAUUGGGCUCAUCCGCUUUAUAAGGAGGAACUGCCUUGGAGGGAUCACUGGAUGCAGGCUGUCUAUUAUCUACCCAAAGAGUUGGACGUGAAGAAGGACUCGGAGGUGCAUCUGGUUUCCUGUCACGACGAGUAUUCGCUCUGGUUCAACCUGAAGAACGAUUUGAAUAUGUCGCAGGAGGAUUACGCGUCUCCGAACUGCGAUUGCGGUGUGCACAUAGCGUACUCCAGGACUAGGAUAGGUCAGAUGAACGAUGGGACCAGGGUGAAGAAGUACUUGAGCGUCAUCGACGACUACGUUGGAGAGGACUCCGUGGUUCUGCUGAACGGGCACGGAUUCUUAUCCGGUUUGGCUGCGGCGAAGAGAGCCAAGAAGGUGUACGUCUUGGAGAGUAACAGCCUUUCGAAGAGGGUCCUCAGAACCAUAGUCGCGGAGAACAAAUUUAGCAACGUCGAGUUCAUCGAUGACGUGAAGAAGUUCAGUCCGAGCGAGAAGAUUGACGUGGUGCUGGGCGAGCCGUACUUCGUGAGCAGCAUUUUGCCUUGGGACAAUCUCCUAUACGUGCAUUCGCUCGAUGCUCUGGGAAUGUGGUUUUCCGGCGACGUUAAGGUUUUCCCCGGCAGAGCGAAAGUGAUGGGACUUCCCAUGCGAUUCAAAGAUCUGCAUAAAAUACGGGCGCCGUUGAGGACAUGCCAAGAGUUCGAGAUGAAGCCCUUCGAUAAAUUAAUUGAGGAAUCCAGCGGAAUUAGCGACGAAGAGGUGGAAGCCCAGCCUCUGUGGGAAUACCCCGGUCAGGCGCUGAGUCAACCCAAAGAGAUAGCCGCAAUCGACAUUAAAAUAAACGGACGGGACGUUUGCGAAAGCACCGGUUCUUUCGAUUUCAACGACGUGUCUUCGUGCAACGGGGUAGCCUUCUGGGUGGAUUGGAUCGUCGACGUGGGCAAUUCCAGGAAGACCACCAUCACCACAGGGCCGAUCGUACCAUGCGAGGUGGGCGUCGAAGUGCAAUGGGACGUGCACUCUAGACAAGGCGUCUGCCUGCUCGGUCACAGGCAGCUCAAGAACGAGCUCAAGUACAGUUUCAAGUACGACUAUAAAUCGGGUCAGAUCAAGUUCAAGGUGUUCUAAAUUAUAUGUCAAUAUCAUUUUUUUUUAUUAU
Molecule: messenger RNA, 2210 nt
Organism: Nicrophorus vespilloides
Lineage: Eukaryota; Metazoa; Arthropoda; Insecta; Coleoptera; Silphidae
Gene: Art7
Product: protein arginine N-methyltransferase 7
Exons: 3
Coding region: 113-2179 (688 amino acids)
Biological process (GO): peptidyl-arginine methylation
Molecular function (GO): protein-arginine N-methyltransferase activity
Source: RefSeq, a predicted model, not a curated record